AUGCAAAUACUAAAGAUCCCAUGGCUAGGGCAUAAAGCUGAAAACAAAAAAGUAGAAUGUUAUACAGUCACCAUAAAUGCACAAGGAACAAGGCUAGCUUCAGGUGGUCUUGACGGGUGUAUCAAAAUCUGGGAUACCAAUACAAUCAAUCUGUUUUUCAAUAUACUGGAUAAACCAUACAACAAGAAUAAGCGGCUUCAGUCAAGCGCAUCAAAUCGAACAACAGCUGCUUCCUCCAGCGUGGAUGUCGAAUUCACUCCCGAUUUGCCCGAUAAAUCCCUACGUCGAGCCCUUUGUUCCAUGUCGAGACACAAUGGUGCUGUCACAUCUUUAAAGUUUAGUCCCGAUGGAAGAUGGCUAGCUAGUGGGUCUGAUGAUAAAAUCGUUUUGAUUUGGGAGAAGGAUAAUUCGCAAAUCGCCAAUUCAUUUGGGGCUGAACAAGCAGAUUUAGAGCAUUGGACGGUGAGGAAAAGACUUGUGGCUCAUGACAAUGAUAUUCAAGAUAUAUGUUGGUCCCCCGAUGGCAAUCUACUAGUUACUGUUGGAUUAGACAGAUCGAUUAUUAUAUGGAACGCAUUAACUUUUGAAAAAAUUAAGCGGUACGAUAUACAUCAGUCAAUGGUGAAGGGAAUUGUUUUUGACCCGGCUAACAAGUUCUUUGCCACUGCUUCGGAUGAUAGGACUGUUCGAGUAUUUCGAUAUUACAAGAAAAUGAAUGAGUAUAAUAGUUAUGAAUUCCAAAUGGAGCAUGUUGUGGUUGACCCAUUGAGGAAGUCACCCUUGACGUCAUAUUUCAGAAGAAUGAGUUGGUCACCAGAUGGACAACAUCUUGCUGUGCCCAAUGCUACUAAUGGUCCCGUACCAUCAGUGGCAAUUGUAAAUAGAGGGAACUGGGGCUCCGAUGUCUCAUUGAUUGGACAUGAAGCACCAGUUGAAGUGUGUUCGUUUUCCCCCAGGCUAUUUCAAAUUGAUACCGAUUUGGAUAAUGAUGAGCUCAAGUUUCAAACUGUAUUGGCUACUGGAGGGCAAGACCGUACGUUAGCCGUAUGGUCGACAUCCAAUUCCAAACCUAUUGUUGUAUGUCAAGAUAUUGUUGACAAUUCCAUUACUGAUAUUUGCUGGGCUCCAGAUGGAGAGACGCUAUAUUUCAGCUGUUUGGAUGGAUCAGUUUGCUGUGUUCAUUUCACUAAUGGAGAGUUGGGUCAAGUAGUUAGCGAGGAGUUGAUUGAUCAACAACUAAACCGGUAUGGUGCCGAUCGAGAAUCUACAAUUUUGCCUGAAAGUGUGGAACAACUACGGUUGGAGGAAAAUGCAACCGAGGCUAGAGCCAUUGCCAUACGGAAGAUGAUGCCUUUGGAAACGGUUAAGGAAAAAGUCAGUGACAACACCGAAGCAUCAAAAAUAAAGCCAUUUGACAAGGAGAAACUAUCAGCGCCAUUGACACCUGCAUUAAAAAUUGAUGCGUCGCGGUUGCGUAAGCAGACUGUGUCAGUGACUAAAUCGGGUAAAAAGAGAGUGGCCCCUUUGCUUGUGUCGUCGGCUUCCUCUUCCUCUUCUUUUUCUUCAUCGUUGGGUCCAUCGUCGUCUAACAUUGCCUCAGCCAAGACUAUGGCACAACCUGAAACUAAAAAGAGAAAAUUGCAGGUGAAUGCAAAACUAUCACAACUGAACUACGUACUUCCUCGCCGAGGUUUGCAAACUUCGGUUGCUGGUUUCAAGGAACGCGAUUCACCGUCUACAACCAAUACGGAGCAAGAUGAAGACAAUGAUAAUUUAGAUAUUGGCGGCGGAGUCAAUACAUUAGAGGAAGAAAUCAACACUUCACAACUUUCUGAAUCGGCAUUGAAACGACACAAGAAUCGUCAAAAGCGUAAAUUAUUGGAAACGAAAUACCCUCAUUCUUUCAAACAGAUCUCCCAUCUUCCGGAAACUUUAUUUGCCAAUACUGCGUUUCAAAAUACUCAGAUCAACAAGAUUUACAAAGCUUAUGCCAACAACAAUAAAGAUAUCCUGGCGGACUUGUCUAGGGGCGCAGCCAUUGAUUUUGAUGAGGAUUUGAUGUUCUCCGUAGUUGUGAGCAAGACAAGGCAUCAACAAAAGGGUAAUGCCAUCUUGAAUGAACUGGAAGUGAAGAAUGUGGUAACAACUACUGUUGAAGUGCGUAAUGGGAAACCAUGGCAUGAAAAUGCCGCCCAGAAUGAUCGCGAUUUCGAUGACCCCACCAAGGUGAUUGUGUAUAAUGAUCAUGAUGGUGAGGAUAGGUGUUUUACUUUGUUUUUCCCAUUUAGAAUCCAGCUGGUACUUCCUAUACUCAACGAUGAUGAUGGUCAAUUGACAUACUUUGUCUUGUGUUCAUUUAAUGGAAGUUUGCAAAUCGUGUCCGCCAAGACCGGCAGAUAUAUCUUACCCACUAUCGAGCUACUUGAUAAUGUUGUAUCAAUGAAAUAUUCGAAUGACAGGUUGCUUGUGAUGACGAGUUCGGGCCUUUUUUAUGGAUGGAAUUUGAAAACUUUGACAGUUUAUAUGAAUAAAGUGUCUGUUGCCACAGUGCUCAACUCGUUUGAUGUUGGUGGUCGCAAAUAUGUAGGUAUGCCUAGUGUCAGGGCGUUGGAAAUGAAUCAUAAUGAUGGGACGCCGUAUAUCUUGAUGGAUUUUAGUAAUGAUGUGUUUGGGUAUUCAUUAGACUUGGAUUGUUGGAUCAAGGUGAUAGAUUCAUGGUAUUUCAAUGUGGGGACGCAAGAUGUAAAGGGGAACUUGAUGGCGAGAAGGAUGUAUUUCGGACUGAAAUUCCAAUUUGAUCAGAGUGCAUUGAUGGGUAGUACUCAGACAUAUAAAUUUGAUGAUGCUGCGUCUGGUGUUUUGAAGGACACUAUGGUGCGUAGAAGCAAAGAGAUGAUAUCAAUGAUCAAGUAG
Messenger RNA from Lodderomyces theae, 2913 nucleotides. RefSeq names its product Hir1p (gene HIR1). Bases 1 to 2913 code for a protein of 970 amino acids. The record is from RefSeq and is a predicted model, not a curated record. Gene Ontology annotation, cellular component: HIR complex; nucleus. Gene Ontology annotation, molecular function: nucleosome binding; protein binding. Lineage: Eukaryota; Fungi; Ascomycota; Pichiomycetes; Serinales; Debaryomycetaceae. Gene Ontology annotation, biological process: chromatin remodeling; DNA-templated transcription; regulation of DNA-templated transcription. The transcript has 2 exons.